Pseudoliparis swirei is the source of this 4746-nucleotide messenger RNA. RefSeq names its product proline-rich protein 36-like. NCBI's taxonomy places the organism in Eukaryota, Metazoa, Chordata, Actinopteri, Perciformes, Liparidae. The transcript has 6 exons. Bases 1 to 4746 code for a protein of 1581 amino acids. The record is from RefSeq and is a predicted model, not a curated record.
AUGCACUUCCCUCUCCCUGCUCACGUCCCACACAGACCUCCUCCGCCCACGCCCCACACGGCCCUCUCUCCCCGCCCACGGCCCCCACACGGCCUCUCCGCUCACGAAGCCCCAUACGGCCCUCCCUGCCCACGUCUCCAUACGCCCUCUCUCCCGCCCACGCCCCACACGCCCUCUCCGCCCACGCCCCACACCUCCGCCCAGGGCCCCAUACGGCCUCUGCCCACGCCCCACACGGCCCUCUCUGCCUACGGCCCCACGCCUUUCUCCCUCGCUCACGCCUCAAUGCCUUCUCUCUCUGCCCACGGGCCUCAUACGGACCCUCCCUGCCCACGCCCUCACUCAGCCUCUCUCCCUCGCUCACGGCCCCCACACGGGCCCUCCCCGCCCACGCCCCAUAACGGCCCUCUCCCUGCCUCACGGCCCCAUACGGCCCUCUCCCGCUCACUGCCCCCACACGGCCUCUCUCCCUGCCCACGGCCCCACACGCCUCUCUCCUCCGCCUCCACGGCCCCCACACGGCCCCUCCCGCCCACGGCCCCCAUACGGCCUCCCCUGCCCACGGCCCCCACAGACUCUCCCUGCCUCACGCCCCACGGGCCCUCUCCCGUCUACCCGCCCCACGGCCCUCUCUCCCUGCCCACGGCCCCACACGGCCCUCUCUCCUGCCCACGGCCCCAUAACGGCAUCUCCCCGCUCACGGCCUCUACACAGACUUCUCCCCCCGUCUACGGCCUCUACACGGCCUUCUCUCCCCCCCCCAUACUGCCCUCUCUCCUCUCCCCGCUUCACGGCCCCCAUAAUGCCUCCCCGCUCACGGCCCCCACACGGCCUCUCCUCUGCCUACGCCCCACACUGCCCUCUCUCCCGCCUCAGUUCUAUAUCGGCCCUUCUCUCCCUCGGCUCACUGCCCCCUACACGGCCUCUCCCCGCUCAUACGGCCCCACACGGCCUCUCCCUCGCUCACGGCCUCCCACACUUGCCUCUCUCCCGGCCCACGGCCCCCACACCAUCUCUCCAUCCACGCCUCACAACGGCCUCCCGCCCACGGCCCCCAACGGCCCCUCCCGCCCACGCCCCACACCAGCCCCUCUCCCGCCCACGCCCCACACGGCCCUCUCCGCCUCACGCCCCACACCCUCCCCGUCUCGGCCCCCACAACUCUCCCCGCCCCCAACGGCCUCUCCUGCCCACGGCCUCCACACGGCCUCUCCGCCCACGCCCCAACGGCCUCUCCCAUCUACUGCCUACACGCCUUCUCUCUCCUUGCCUCACGGCCUCAUACGCCUUCUCCUCCUGCCCACGGUUCUUCUACACGGCCUUCUCCCGCUCACGUGCCCUCUACACGGCCUCUCUCUCUCCCCGCCCACGCCCCACACGGCCUUCUCCCCUGCUCACGCCCCCAUACGGCCUCCCCGCUCACGGCCCCCACACAGACCCCUCCCGCCCACGGCCCCCAUACCUGCCCUCCGCCCACGGCCCCCACACCCAUUCUCCUGCCCACGGCCCCACCCGCCUCUCUCCCGCCUCACGCCCCUAUACGUGCAUUCCUCCCCGCUCACGGGCCCCCACACAGACUCUCCCCGCUCACGGCCCCACACGCCUCUCCCGCUCACUGCCUCACUGCCUCUCUCCCCGCCUGCCCCCAUAAUGCCUCUCCCGCCCACGCCCCAUAACGGCCUCUCUCCCCUGCCCACGCCCCACACGCCCUCUCCCCUGCCCACGGGCUCCCCACAUCAGCUCUCCCUGCCUAGGCCUCUAUACGGCCUUCUUCCUCGCUUGACGGGCCUCACACUGCCUCCUUCGCCUACCGCCCACUGCCUCUCUCCCUCGCUCACGGGCCCUACACGGCCUUCUCUCCUCCGCCUACCGGCCUCUAUACGGACCCCUCCCCGGCUCACGGGCCUCUGCCACCGUCUCUCUCCUGCCCACGGCCCUCUACACGUGCCUCUCUCCCUCACCACGCCCCUAUACGGGCCCCUCUCCCGGCUCACGGCCCCAUACGGCCUCCCGCCUCACGCCCCCAUACGGCCUCUCUCCCCGCCCACUGCCCCCACACCGCCUCUCUCCCGCCUUCCACGGCCCCCACAACGCCCUCUCUCCCCUGCCCACGGGCCUCUACACGCCUCUCUCCCCGCCCACGGCCCCCAUAAUGGCCCUCCCGCCCACGCCUCACACGACCUCCCGCCCACGCCCCACACGCCUUCUCCCAGCCUGCCCCCACACGCCUUCUCCCUGCCCACGCCCACAUCAGCCCUCUCCCCCUGCCUACGACUUCUCCCCGCUCACUGCCCUGGCUCCGGCCUCUUCCCGCCCACGGGUUUCACACGGCCUUCUCUCCCGGGCCCACGCCCCCAUACGGCCUCUCCCCCUGCCCAGCCUGGCCCCAUACGGCCCUCCCCGCCCACGGCCCCCACACGCCUCUCUCCGCCCACGGGCCCCGCACGGCCUCCUCUCCUCAGCUCAGCCCCCACACCGCCCUCUCCUCCCUCAGUCCACGCCCCACACGCCUCUCUCCGCCUCACGGCCCCCACACGGGCCCUCUCCUGCCUCACUGCCCCCACACCGGCCUCUCUCCCGCCCACGCCCCAUACUGACCCUCCUCCUGCCUCACGCCUCACGGCCUCUCCUCGCCUCUUCCUGCCCACGGCCUCACACCGCCUUCUCCCUACUGCCCACGGCCCUACACGGCCUCUCUCCCGCUUGCUCCUCACACGGCCUUCUCCCGCUCACGGCCUCUACACGGCCUUCUCUCCCCGCCCACGGCCCCCUAACGGCCCUCCCCUGGCCUUCACGGCCCCCACACCGGCCUCUCUCCCCGCUCACGCCCCCAGCACGCCAUCCCCGCCCACGGCCUCCCCACACGCCCUCCCCGCCCACGGCCCCAUAACGGGCCUCCCGCCUCCACGGCCCCAUAACGGGCCCUCCCCGCUCACGGGCCCCAUACCCAGCCCCUCUCUCCCGCCCACGGCUCCCAUACCCGGCCUCCUCCCAUCCACGGCCCCCACACCCAGCUCCUCCCCGCCCACGGCCCCACACCAUCUUCUCCCCUGCCUACUGCCCCCACGGCCUUCUUCCCGCUCACGGCCUCAACGCCUUCCCCUCUCGCUCACGCCCCAUACGUCCUCCUGUUUGUACGGCCUCUACACCGCCUCUCCUCUGCCCACGGGCCUCACACGGCCUCUCUCCUGCCCACGGCCCCCACGCCUUCUCUCGCCCACGGCCUCAUACUACUUUCCUCCCUGCCUCACGCCCCCACGGCCCUCCCUGUUUGACGCCCCCAUAACGUCUAAUGCCCCACACGGCCCUCUCCCUGCCCACGGCCCCACGCCCCCGCUCACGUGCCCCCACGGGCCCUCUCUCCCCGCUCAUCGGCCCCACACGCCCUCCCUGCCUCCACGGCCCCCAACGGCCUCUCUCCCCGCCCACGGCCCCACACGGCCCUCUCUCCCCGCCCACGGCCCCCACACGCCAUCUCCGCCCACGGCCCCACACGGCCUCUCCCCGCCCACGGCCCCCACGGCCUUCUCUCCUCGCUCACCGCUCUACACGGCUUCUCUCCCAUCCACGGCCUCUACACCUCUCUCCCGCCCAGUCUCCAUAACGGCCUCUCCGCUCACGGCCCCCAUACCGCCUCCCCACCACGGCCCCCAUACCUGCCCUCCUCUCCCCGUCAUUUGUCUCCCCAUACUGCCCUCUCCCGCCCACGGCCCCAUAUCGCCCUCGGCCCACGGGCCCCCACACCUCUCUCCCUGCCCACGGCCCUCACACCCGGCCCUCUCCCGCCCACGGCCCCAUGCCACGCCCUCCUCCGCCCACGGCCCCAUAACGUCUCCUCCCCUGCCCACGCCCCAUACGGCCCUCCCGCCCACGGUUCCCCACCCGCCUCUCCCCGCCCACGGCCCCACACGCCCCUCCCGCCUCACGGCCCCACACGGCCUCCUCCCCGCCCACUGCCCCACACACCUGCCUCCUCCUCCGCCCACUUGCUCUACACGGCCUCUCUCGCCCAUCCACGGACCCCUACACAGCCUCUCCCCGCCCACGCCCCAUACGGCCCUCUCCCUCUGCCCACGGCCCCAUAAUGCCCUCUCCCACGCCCACGGCCCCAUACUUAGCCCCUCUCUCCCACGCCCACGGCCCCAUACGGCCUUCCCCGCUCACGGCCUCACUGCCUCUUCCCGCCUUCACGGCUCCCCAACGGCCUUCUCUCGCCUGACGCCCCUCAUACGCCUCUUCGCCCGCUUCACGGCCUCUACACGCCUUCCUCCGCCUCACGGCCCCACACGGCCUCUGGCCACGGCCCCACGGCCUCCUGCCCACGGCCCCAUGCCUCCCGCCCACGGCCCCAUACGGCCUCUCUCCCUGCCCACGGCCCCCACUGCCUUCUCCCGCCCACGCCCCCAUACGGGCCUCUCUCCUGCCCACGUCUUCCAUACUGCCUCCCCCGCCCACGGCCCCACACCCUCCCCCGCCCACGGCCCCCAUACGGCCUCUCCCAUCCACGCCCCCAUACCCGCCCUCUCUCCCACGCUCACGCCCCACACGGCCCUCUCCGCUCACGGCCCUAUACGGCCUUCUCCCGCUCACGGCCUCCCCAUACUUAUUUUCUCUCCCACGCCACGGCUCUACACGGCCUCUCUCCCCUGGCUCACGGCCUUCUCCCACGCGCUCACGCCCCAUAACGGCCCUCUCUCCCCGCUCACGGCCCCAUACGGCUCCCUCCCGGCUCACACGCCCCCAUAA